Molecule: messenger RNA, 7245 nt
Organism: Perca fluviatilis (European perch)
Lineage: Eukaryota; Metazoa; Chordata; Actinopteri; Perciformes; Percidae
Gene: furina
Product: furin (paired basic amino acid cleaving enzyme) a
Exons: 16
Coding region: 409-2853 (814 amino acids)
Biological process (GO): peptide hormone processing
Cellular component (GO): Golgi membrane; trans-Golgi network
Molecular function (GO): serine-type endopeptidase activity
Source: RefSeq, a predicted model, not a curated record
CGUGUCCGGUUUCUGUGGUUGUUCCUGCGAAGAAUUGUGUUCGUGCUCCACACUGCUCGCUCGGUACGAGUAGUAAAAUGUAGCUAAGGUCGGAAAUGUUCGUCAGGGCUGGAUGAGAGGAGAGGAAAAGGGGAGGCACCUGUGAGACGGAGCAGGUCAGCCUACCGCGGUGUCAAGUUUACGUUAAUCCCGGCGAGGUACAGUUCCAGACAUAUUUGUCAAGCGGAGGAGUCCUCAUCGGUUCAGCUCCAGCAUUAUGAUUACGUGUUGUUAUCACGGACUUAACGUGUGAGGUGAGCUGUGACUGCCCCCCUUCUUUGUCUCUCCGUACACCUGCAUGUACUGUGGGCAGCCCCGGCCCUUCGGAGAGGCGCUGUGCUCAGAGACUGUGCUGCACUAGAAGAACCCAUGGCUUCUGGCACUCCAUGUCCCUCUGUAGGCCGCAGGCUCAGGCUGCUGGAGUUGCUACUCGGGCCACUGUUGGUCUUGCUGGUUUCUGGGUUGGGACCAGCACUGGGUCAGAAGGUCUACACCAACACAUGGGCUGUCCACAUACCUGGAGGUCAGGAGGAAGCGGAUCAAAUUGCCAUUAAACAUGGGUUCAUCAAUUACGGACAUGUAUUUGGUGAUUAUUAUCACUUCCGGCAUCGUACAGUGGUGAAAAGAUCGCUGUCAGAUCACAGGGGGACACACGUCCGACUUUCAAGAGAUCCCAAGGUGACUUGGGCCGAGCAACAAGUGUCGAAACGGAGAAAAAAGAGGGAUGUUUUCGUAGAACCGUUAGAUCCCAAGUUCAGAGACCAGUGGUACCUGUACAACAUCAACCACCGUGACUUGAAUGCCAAAUCUGCGUGGCAGUUGGGCUACACGGGUAAAGGUGUGGUGGUGUCCAUCCUGGAUGAUGGAAUAGAGAAGAACCAUCCUGACUUGAUGCAGAACUACGACCCGGAUGCUAGCUACGAUGUGAAUGAUGGUGACCCAGAUCCUCAGCCUCGAUACACACAGCUAAAUGACAACAGGCAUGGAACACGAUGUGCAGGAGAAGUGGCAGCAGUAGCCAACAAUGGGAUCUGUGGAGUCGGUGUGGCCUACAAUGCCAAGAUUGGGGGUGUGCGUAUGCUGGAUGGCGAGGUGACUGACAUGGUGGAGGCCCAGUCCCUCAGUCUGAAUCCCCAACACAUCGACAUCUACAGCGCCAGCUGGGGCCCAGAGGAUGAUGGCAAAACUGUCGACGGACCUGCCAAACUCGCCAAAGAAGCUUUUCUGCGUGGAGUUACAGAGGGCCGUAGUGGUUUGGGCUCCAUCUUUGUGUGGGCUUCUGGGAACGGAGGGAGGGAGAAGGACAGCUGUAACUGCGACGGCUACACCAACAGCAUCUACACCCUGUCCAUCAGCAGCUCCACCCAGAACGGCAACGUCCCCUGGUACAGCGAGGCUUGUUCCUCCACCCUCGCCACCACCUACAGCUCGGGGAACCUCAACGAGAAACAGAUAGUGACGACAGAUCUCAAAUCAAAAUGCACAGACUCUCACACAGGCACGUCUGCCUCCGCUCCGCUGGCUGCUGGGAUCAUCGCUCUUGCCCUUGAGGCCAAUAAAAACCUGACUUGGAGGGACAUGCAACAUCUGGUUGUACGAACUUCUCACCCUGCACACCUGCUCACCAACGACUGGAGAACCAAUGGAGUUGGGCGCAAAGUUAGCCAUUCAUAUGGAUAUGGUCUACUUGAUGCCAGUGCAAUUGUUGCGCUGGCAGAAACGUGGACCAGUGUGAGGCCACAGCGGAAAUGUGUGAUCACCAUGGUCUUUGAGCCAAGAAACAUUGGCAGCCAUUUGUUGAUUAACAAGACUGUGGAUGCCUGCAUCGGGACAGACAGCUACGUGACUUCAUUAGAGCACGUCCAGGCGCGGCUCACCCUGUCCUACAACCGCAGAGGAAACCUGGCAAUCCACCUCAUUAGUCCUGCCGGCACACGCUCCACUCUGCUCCACCCCAGGCCUCAUGACUACUCAUCAGAGGGUUUUAACGACUGGGCUUUCAUGACCACCCACUCCUGGGACGAGAACCCCACCGGGGCGUGGACACUGGAGAUUGAGAACGUGGCUGGUGCCAGUGACUAUGGCACUCUGACCCAGUUCACCCUGGUGUUGUAUGGCACCGGCUCAGCAUCUUCCAGCUCCUCUGACAAGGCUCAGGCUGGCAGUGACAACUGUAAGACCUUGGACCUGAGGCAGAUAUGCAUAGAGUGUAACGCCGGCUACUACCUCUUUAAGCAGGGCUGUGUGAAAGAAUGUCCAGCAGGCUUCUCAGUGGGCUCCCAGCUGCUCAACUACACAGUGGGAAACUUUAUACAACCAGCAUCCGUCCCAGCCUGCCUGCCCUGCCCACCGCCCUGCCUGACCUGCAGCAGCCUCAGCCCUCAGGCCUGCCUAUCCUGCCCCCCCCACAGCUCCCUGGACUCCAUCUCUGGCACCUGCCUGCACCUUAACCAGUACAUGCGCGAGUCCCCUGGUAGCUUUACGGUGGGCCAGGGGAACCCGGGAAUGCAGCCCCAGCUCAGCUCCCGGCUGCCCGUCACCGUCGCCGUGCUAAGCUGCAUGGCCAUCAUUGCUACCUUCGCUGGCACCUUCCUGCUGCUGCAGCUGCGCUCAGGCGCACUCAUCAAGAUGCCCUCUCUGGAGGCUGGCGGCGGCCUCGGGGGCAGUUUCAGCCUCGGGGGAAAUAGGGUGGUGUCGUACCGCGGCAUUCCGACAGUGUGGGGGGAUGAUGGGGUAAAUACAGACUCUGAUAACGAAGAGUUUGACGUCCAAAAUGAGAGGACUGCCUUCAUCAAAACACAAAGUGCUCUUUAAUGCCUCCCCCACAUCCCUUUCUCUCUCUCCUGCUUUUAAAGUCUUCUCACCCUCAUUUGCCUGAUAAUUCAGGGCCGUGGUAACUGCCCUCUCACAGUCCUUUCUAGUUUUAUUUCUCGUCACUUUUUUUCCUGGCUCUGUCUAACCGGGUUCACAUCCAAGUCCUGCUUCAGGAUCUGCUGUGGGAGACCUGAUGGGAAGCCGUUGUCUGUCAGAGCUCGGGAGCUUGGCUCUGUUCAUACUUGGGCACUUUUCUAUUAAACUGGCUCUCUCCCUCCUCUUGCCCUCAAUCACUAACAGUGUCUGUCUGUGUGUACAGAGUCCAUUUCCCCCUCCAGCUCCAGCUCAUUUUUGUUACAGUAAACAAAUGAUUAUUAUUUGCUUCUUUUUUUCCCUCUCUUUCCAUCAGUCUCAGUGCAGUAGCCAGAUGAGAUUGUUGAAUGUGCGGCGUAAAGAUGUGUGUGAAUGUGAGCGUGUAAAUCUGAUGAACAGUGUAUUGCCCUUUAUAGAGAAGCUAAAGCUGGUCCUGUCACAUUUAGUACUCUAACUUAAAAGCAAAGAAUUGUAUUACGAGGCAUGAAAUCGGAUUUAGAAACAUUGAUCCUCUCUGAAGUGUCAUUUAGUGACACGAAUGUCCAAAAUCUGUUCAUUAAAGUACCACUUAUCCGUGGCGAGCCACAGUGUAUUUUAAAAAUGCACAAAUCAACAGCAUAAUAGUUGUCAAGGAAAUGUCCAGACUUUAAUGGUUUAUAGUCAUCUGUCACCAGUCAGACCAGUCUUUCUCUGUAUGAGACAUUGUUUUGUAUUUACUUUCAACAAAAUCCAUCUUUCAUAAAGUCUUUUUGUUAUCUGUAUAGUUGUAGUUGUAGGUGUGAAGGGGGGGGUUUAGUUCUCUUAUUAUACACUCAGUCUGGAAAGAUCUCUCUCAGCUCUGGCAGAACAAACGGAGUCACACAACUAGCAAAGCUUCUUCAGCCUCUCAGGAUUCAAGAUAGACUCGAUUUAUCCUGGUUUAGAAACUAUAAGUUCCCCUGCACUCAUCACCUCCCCAGCCAUCACAUGGAAGGGUAUCAAAAGAGUCGAUAAAUAAAGAUAAUAAUAAAACAAAAUUUAAAAAAAACACACACAGGCUACUCCAUCAACCCUGAGGCACAAUCCCUUCCAGGAAUAUUUAAUUUAAUUUCUGUGUUUGAUGUGCUCACAGUCCAGGGGCUGAGAGAGAAGCAGCCAAAGUGCUGAUGGGACCCAGAACAAUAUGAUUGUUGAGCACAAGAGCUUCUCAAAAGUAGCUGGCAGGUGUUCAGUUACCGGUGAUUGAUUCCUUCACAGAGCAGACACUGUUAACAAUACAUCAAGGCUUUCCCUUUUGUCAGAGCACUACAAACGUACAUCAGACGCACGUCAUAUCAUAAUGACUGAAACUUUGUGUGUGUGUGUGUGUCUGUGUGUGUGUGUGUGUGUGUGUGUGUCUGUCUGCCUGUCUGUCUGUCUCUCAGAGAGGUCGCUCAGUGCUCAUGAGGUCUAGAAAUAUGUAUCUGCCCUCUGAAGUGAAGGUUUCCUUCUUCUCACAGUCGCCGCUCUCUUCUUCAAAUCUUGAAUGCUGUUUAGAAAUCGAGUGCGAGACUCCACAUCUCGUCAGUGUCGCUGUACUUACCCUCCAGUCUUCGUUUAAUCUGAAUUUCAGAUUAUGUCUUCAGCAUACUUGCCAAUUAAUUAUAUUCUGAAUGAUACUCAGUAACUAUUUAUUCUGAGAGAUUUUAAUCAUUCCUUUAGGGAAGAUUGUUUUAAAGAGAUUCUUUUUCUCCGGGGCUGGUUAUCAUCUAAAAAUGUGCAUCUCAUGAUUUAACCCACGCACACAGAAAUUUUGAAUACAUUGAUCGUUGUUGAAAUUAUGAUUUUUUUUCUUUUUCAUUUCCAGUACAAAAACGGUGGAGCUUGCUGAGAGAGGUUGUCAUGGUGAUGACAUGCAUACAAAACUGCAGCUGCUCAUCCAUUUUUAAUUUUUUUUUGAUCUACCUCUCAUAACAUUCAGCAAGGUUUCAUAAGCCGUUAGAGGAGCUGUUUAAUGAUUAUAGAGGUCAGAUUAUAUGUAUGUCAGAUAUGAAAACGAUUGUCGGGAAAGAUUUUAGGAGAAUAGGCAUCCAAGUCAAAAGUAUGUCUUAGAAGAGAAACAAGCAAUUGUGAUUCAGAAACUGUAAAGCUGCUGUGUAAAUUCUAGUCCGCUGAAGCUCCUAUCUCUCCUAUAAUGUAUUGCCUUUAGGAUCAGCAUUCAUGGGCAGACACACCUGGGCUUUAAAACUUGUUAUUGAAAAUAGAAUUGGUAGAAGGAUUGUCCAUAGCGUUUAAGUGCUAAAUCAACUUGAAAUUGUUGGGGGCGGGUUUUUUUCUUUCCUUAUACUCAGUGUUUACCCGGGUGGCUCCAUCAGGGGUGAAUAAGUUUAUGUCACUGACAAUCAAAUAAUUUCUUUGUUUUGAGUGCACAAGCACACAAAACUAAUCAAUUUUAAUUUAACCACUGGUGUUGAAAGGCUUUCUCAGAAGGUAUUCUUCAUAAAUAUUCAGAGCUAAAUGUGAUUUAAAUUGCAAAUUGUUCAGAGAGAAAGAGGCGGAAAAAACAUCAGAGAAUAAAGAGUUUCAAACCAGUACCUUCCAACAUCCUGUUCAAAAGCAUGAAAAAAAGAUAGGUAUGUAUGCUCUCAAACACUCAGACACAGCACUGAGCCAGGAAGCUUAAUUCAUCUCAGAUGGCCAGUGCAGGUGUAUGUUUGGCUUAUCGCUACAGUUUCAGCCAGGAAACACUAAACUGGAUUGGAAACCAACCAGAGAAUGUGGAUUUAGAGAAAGUGACCUAAAAAAGGAACAAAGCUAAUGUUGCUGCGGAAUAACGAACGUGUGCUGCAUCGCUUUGUGUGAUGUACAUUAGUGCCUACUGCCAUUUAGGCUUCGAUUAGUCCCAGUUUAAGAAGGUUGCUAAUUUAAAAAUGUAAUAACUACACCCUCAGACUUGAGCCACAAAAUCGUUUUCCCAGCUUGGUGGGAAGUGUGCAAACAACAGAUAAUGGGCUAAAGCAGCCCCAAAAUUGCUUCCAUAAACUAUUUUCUUAGUGUGGAUGCUAAGAGUUUGCUUCUUUAGAAGAACUAUAAUGUGGAACUCUGAGCAAUGCAAUUAGUAUUGAUGCUCAGUCUUUUCAGCAAUUAUCCAUUGUGCUUCUUCCCUUACAAAAGAUUUAUAUUUCUUCCAGAAAGAAUAGUUUCUUCUCAAGUUCAACAUUUUGGGGGUGUUCAGACAAGUUUCGGUGGCCCCUUGAGUGCACACACAAAAUGAUUUAUUCAUAUUAGCUUGAUGUUGUAUUCACUACAGCUUGAAAACUCAGAAAACUUUGUGCAUUCAAGUGUACAACAUUUAAGAAAAUCAUGAAUGCUCGCAGCAUUAAAUAGCUAGUGCUUCUAAAGCACAGGGAGCUGCAAAAAAAAAACAUUAGCUCCUUACACUGCAAGAAUGUGAUGAAAAUUAUGCACAAAAAAGGUAAAAAAAAAAAGAGGUUCUCUAAUUGUGCCAGAAAGCAGCUCAUCAUCAUAAGGCUGCCACUUCACCGGCCCUUAAGUGUGAAGCCUUUUAAUAUAGAAAGUAACAGGAACGUUACAAAAAAAUCAGCUUGUCGCAAAUUGUCUCCUCUGGCUAUAAAGAAAAGACUCUUUCUUCAUACAGCUGAUUUCUUUCACAUGGAGCUCAAUGUUGCUUCAGUCCUGCCUUAGGAUGUAGUCUUAAGUGAUCAAUAUGAAGUUGGAUGAAGUUAAUAGGAGCAAUAUCUUUGGCAUAACCAAAGACAAUCAUUUUAAUGCUGUCUGUUUAGUGUUACGACAUGCUGCUUUCAGGUUGUCACAUGUCGCCCCUUCACUCGUGUUCAAAGUGUUUUGUUGAUGUCAUUCUGUCAAGAUCUGCAGCGACACCCUGUAUGUUCAGCAGCUGAGGAGGUAGAAUGUAUCCCAUCUCCAUUAACUUAAGGGCUGAAUCAGAUCUGUGUGUGUGUCUGUGUGUGCACAUACUUGUUUAAGUAUAAAUGAAACACUUUGUGAUGGAGGAGGCGGAGGGGAGCAGAUAGUGGAGGAGCCCCCUCAGACGACUCUGUCGACGUCCUCCCGCCUCUUUGUGAGGUUCCUGGCCUGUUGCUGCACACAGUACCUUGCAGAUUUGUGACCUAUGAAUAAUGUACAAGAAUGACUAUCUUACAUGGGACGUAACUAAAAUAAGGCCUAUUUUUGUACUAUAUGAAUGGUGCAGUGUAAUUUUCUUGUAAUUUAAAGAUUUUUUUUCUCGUUUUUUUUCCUUUUUAUUUAAUUGAUGUCAAUUAUAGAUUCUACUAAAAUAAUAAAGAUCUAUGCAAAUUUGAA